This is a messenger RNA of Dioszegia hungarica, 1812 nucleotides long. RefSeq lists its product as uncharacterized. Bases 1 to 1812 code for a protein of 603 amino acids. The transcript has 3 exons. NCBI's taxonomy places the organism in Eukaryota, Fungi, Basidiomycota, Tremellomycetes, Tremellales, Bulleribasidiaceae. The record is from RefSeq and is a predicted model, not a curated record.
AUGUCUCCUUCUCCCUACCUGACUCCUCCGCCUACUGUACCCGUCACUCGACAUCACUCCGUCGCUCGUCCCCUCCCACCCACAAUCACCACAUCCAUCAUGGCCGCAUCACCCGCCUUACCCAAUCGCCUCGCGCCUUAUCCCGGCUCAACUACUCUGGCACCGCUCAUGCCACCUCAUCGACCGCCUGUCCCCUAUCACUACCUUCCGGCGACUCCCUAUUAUCCUCACCCCACUUGGUAUUCCGCCGGACCCGGUCACCAUAUUCCCUCGUACCCCGCUCCGCCUACUCCACACAAUUAUGCCUUCCCGUAUCCCAUGUCACGACCCAUCUCUCGACCACCGCCUGUUCCGACCCUCACACAUCCACUCCCGCCUCGGCCAUCGCUCAAAACCAACAGAGACGAAGUGGACGAAUCUCCGGUACCGGCCUCGCCCAACCCGCGAGCGGACAAGCGUCGCAAGACGCGCAAGAACGCGUCUGUCGGCAACCCAGACAGGGCUGACUCCCCCUCGACAGGCAGUGCAGCCGGCGGCGCGGCCGAGGAAGGCGAGGGUGAGCCACAGCAGCGCAGGGCGAGCGGAUUGGCCCCUAUCAAGCCGAUUGGUUUCGCCGCUGCGCGAGAGAACAGGAGGGAGAGCGGCGGGAUUGCAGGCGAAGCGGCCCUUCCCAGCCCGGUCGUCAUGGGCUUUGACUUUCAAAAGGUGGACGAAGAUCAACUCAAGACUGUCCGAGACACCAUCAGCAUCAAGGCGCAGCAGGAAGCUUUGAUCGCCCAGCGUCGCCGAGACGUCGUGGCGAGCCACCCCAGUACGCCCAAAGAGUUGACAUUCAAGGGCUGGCAGCCGAAAGACCCGAAUGUUCUUCCUGGAUCCGGCGUGCCGGCGUCUGCGUCUGGCUCGGGAAGCGGCGGAUCCGCCCCCCUCAACCAGAACCUGUCUGCUCAGCAGUCUGAGCGCGGCGAACCGCCAUCCGGGUCCCAAACUAGCGUCCCAUCCGGCCACCACCCCAACGGUCUGGUCGACCCGCGCAACGCGCCCGUCAGCAACGUCCGCGGCAGCCGAGGCGACGAAGGCGACUUUUCCCGCCAGCAAGCCCCUGUCUCGAGCCAGUACUACCGUCGGUACGAGCCCGGACACUCGCACAAUCGCUCCGUCACCGAUGGCGGUCCCCGCAGCUCCGCGCGCAUAGUCACCUCCUCGUCCAGGGGCGGGUACGACGACCGGAUGCCUCCCCCUACUGCCGGCGGGCGUAACGGAUACAGCGGUUCCGGCCAACACCACAGCGGUAGCGGACACGGCCACCCUGGUCCCAGCGCGACCUACACCAACCAAGACCACGGCGGUGGUGGUGGCGGCGGCGGCUCGUCCCCCUCCCCUUCGCCUCCUCCCCAGCAACGACCCGCUCCUACUGCCGCGCCGCAAAUGUCGGCGCGGCGGGAAGCCUUUCUGGCGCCCUACAACCAACUUUACGACCUCCUCCACCAGGCCGACGGGCUGAGGUACAACCUCCAAGAACUCAUGCACCGGUAUGAAGGACUCUACGCCAACCAGGUAUCGGCGAUGCAGGAGUUCAAGGGCACCGCUGCGAGCAGCAACACCCUCUUGGGUAACUUGCAGCAAAGCGCAGAGAGCCUCAAGGAGAUGGUGAGAUACGAGGUUGGGCGGAGUAUUGCGGCGGGCGGAACUGCGGGCGCGGCGGGUGCGGGUGGAAGCGGUGAAGCAAACAAGAAGGAGGUGGAUGAGCUCAAGGAGCGGAUCAAGAAGCUUGAGGAGAAGCUCGGGGGGACCGAGGUGGAGAAGACGGCCUAG